Messenger RNA from Sapajus apella (tufted capuchin), 1837 nucleotides. It is a transcript of the gene LMNTD1, whose product is annotated as lamin tail domain containing 1. The transcript has 9 exons. Bases 350 to 1576 code for a protein of 408 amino acids. NCBI's taxonomy places the organism in Eukaryota, Metazoa, Chordata, Mammalia, Primates, Cebidae. Gene Ontology annotation, cellular component: nuclear envelope; cytoplasm. The record is from RefSeq and is a predicted model, not a curated record.
UGUUGGCCAGAUACAAAAAUUGUAGUCAUAAAGUUCUCUUUGCCAAGUCACUGCCCUGUCUCUCAAACUGCUUCCAGUGAAUGCUAACCACCUUCACCAUAGUUUGUCUGAUACCCUUAGUCAAGAUCAGGAUUGGCUAUGUUGAUACUUACACAUUCGCAUGAGAAUUCUGGUUCUGGUACCAGUUUGGUAAAGAAAUUAUUAAACCUGGCUGAUGCUUGAAGGUAGUUGGAUUAACAGGUAAGGUCACUUUCAAAAGAAAAAUCUGCCUUGAACCUUAGUGAUAUUCACUGUCUGAUGUCAUGAUCUGCUUUCCUAGGAAAGAAAAGAGACUUCUCUUCUAGCCAAGAUGAAAGAUACACAAGACAUUCAGGAAGCUCCAGAGGCAAUGCAGAAUAAAGUCGACAAGCAGGAAGAUAAGAUGGAGAAACAAGAGCAAAGAGAAGACAAACUUGGAGAUCCCCCAGUACAUUCUUCAGUACAUUUUCAAAAACGAAAGAUAACGGGUUCAGUUGCCACAACACUGUCAUUGUCAUCUUCAUUAUCCAGUGGAAUAACUCUUGGCUACAAUCUAUCUAGUCCUCGGAUUAGUGGAAUAACUAUAUCAACAACUGGACAAUUGGCUUCUAAAGCUACUGGAGGUAAUGGUUCCCAAGAGGAAGACAGCUCGGAUGCCUUCAUUGUUCCAAAGAAACAUGAUGAAUCAUCCAUAAUUGGGGAUGGAGAAGAUUAUUUUCUUUCUUUGUUUGGUGAUUCAAAAAAACGUAUAGCACACUCAAGCUACACUGAGAAAACUUUCAAAUACUUUUCUAUGAUUCUUGAAGAAGUUGGCCAAUUUACCUCCAGUUCUCUUGGAGAUGUUAAAAUAGCUGAAGUGAAUGUCAAGGGUUUGUUCAUAAAGCUCGUUAACUCUUCCCUUGACAAAGAAAUGGCAAUUGGAGAUCAUAUUCUCCGGCAAAAUGUGAAUGGACAAACAAUUUCUUUGUACCAAUUCCUUCCAAAUAUCAUAAUGCAGGCCAAUUCCACAGUAACCGUAUGGGCAGCAGCAUCUGAAGCAAAGCAUCAACCUCCAUCAGAUUUUCUUUGGAAAGAACAAGACAAGUUUAGAGCAAGUCCUGAUUGUAUAACAAUCCUGUGUGAACCGAAUGGCCAGGCUGUUGCCUGGUACACUCCUAUCCACUGGAAGCAAGCAUGGGAGAAAUUAGAGACUGACACUGAAUAUAACAGAUGUUCAGUAGUAUCUUCAACAUUCCAAAGGCACAAGUUUCAGUGGACAGCAUCUACAACUACAAUAACUAAAGAAAAAGAAGAUCAACCUAAGAACGACAUUUCAAAUUAUCAGGUGGAACAAGCUGAAGUUUUUCUUAAGAGAGAGAAGGAAAUCCCACCAACCGUUUUCCCCAAUCGCAGCCCUUGGUGCCAGAAUCCCUAUGUCUCUGCACAUCCAUACUGUCCUCUGAUUGAACCACACAAUACAUGCAUCACUGGAGGCAGCUUGGGUAGACAGCCCAGGUCUCGGUCAACCAGACCUAAUCGAGCCCCAGGAACUAAGAAAAAGAAGACAUCUGAGUCAUAAAAGCGAUAGGCAGUCAACUCAACCUUUAAAGGACAAUAACAUCCAAGUCUAGAGAAAGUGAAGAUGCCUAGCAUGUUGCAACCAAACUUCAUCACACAGGAGAGGAACCCAGAAGCAAGCAAGCAAGAAAAUGGUUUCUUUUAGAAAAAAAAAAUUCCUUAGGACUUUACUGUCACCAUUUCUGAAAGAAAAAGGUAGAGUUAGUGGACAAGUUAAAGUAUUUGUUUUCUAAGCAGUUGAGAAGAAAAACACUGGUCAAAA